Magallana angulata is the source of this 1788-nucleotide messenger RNA. RefSeq lists its product as uncharacterized. NCBI's taxonomy places the organism in Eukaryota, Metazoa, Mollusca, Bivalvia, Ostreida, Ostreidae. The coding region runs from base 1 to 1608 and encodes 535 amino acids. The record is from RefSeq and is a predicted model, not a curated record. The transcript is spliced from 6 exons.
AUGAGGAAGCUGGAGAACCCGGAGAUAAACCCAUAUGACCAAGUGGGUCACUGUCCCUUUUACAACACAGUAGCAAAGAAGAUGGAUUCUCGUGUGUGCUCAGGGAAACACUGUCCUGAAGAGGUGUACACAUCUGAUGCCGUUUACAAAUACACUGGUUGCCAGCAGUUUGCUCUUGGCUCAAGCAUGACUACGCCCACGGGUCCCCUUGCCAACACGCCAAUGUCAGACACCUCUGAUAAUGCUAUCAUUGCUGGUUCAGUAAUAUCAGUGUUUGCUGUCAUUCUACUGGGUAUUCUGGGAUUUAUUCUAUGGAGAAAAAAGAGAUGUAAAAUUCUACGAAUAUUAAGACAUAUAAUUAUGCUUACAGAACCACUGAUACAAUAUGAAAUAGACUAUGCUGCUCUAGAGAAAAUCACUCCAAAGGAGCUCAAUGCUGAUAACGACUUAAUUUCUCGGUGCCAGGAUUAUCUUGAAACACGUGGUAAUACGCUAGCGUUGAUUGGAAAAUUGGGAAGCGGAAAAAGGACUAUUGCAUCUCAAAUAACCAUCAGACUCGCCAAGAACGACAAGAAAUUGAAAAUUAAAAUAGUAAGAAAUAGAGAUGUCAUAUCUGAAGGUUUGAAGACAAGACAUUCAACAUUUAUAAUCAUAAAUAACCCAUUUAAAACAUGGUUCACAUCUAAGCAUGUCGACGAAAUAAUCGGCUGUUUAUUAGACAUUUAUGUAAAUGCCAAAAUAAAUAAUUCUUAUAUCAUAGCCAUUUUCGAUUACAAUGAUUGGAAUUCAUUUAAAUCGCAAAUCGGUGACAAGAAUACCACAAUGAAAUAUAUAUUCCCACAGAGAGAGAGUAUUUGUAAUGAAAUUACAAAAAUGACAGAAAUGGCAAAGAGCAAUAAUAAAGACAUAUCCAGUGUAAGAUUUAUAUCGGAUGAGAGAAACAUAGGAGACCCUCUUAUGGUGACUCUGUUCCUGAAAAAUAGUGAAUUUAAAAAUUACCAUUUCUUAUCCAAUCCAACCAAGUUUGUUUUUGAAAAACUGAAAACUUUGGAAAAGUCAUCGGAACUAGCAUUUAAAAUUAUGGUUUUUUUCGUUUUUCAUAAUGAAGAAAUCGCUAAAACGGAUUUGGAUGACAUCUCACAGUACGCAUUGUUUGCCGAUUUAAAGAAGAUGGAUGACGAGGCAUCCAUUAAUGGAUGUAUUGAACAUUUGCUUGACCUCUUCAUUGAAGAAACAGCAGACGGACGAUCUUACCGCAUUUUGCAUGACGUCAUUACAAGGUGUACAUUUCUCGCUGCUUUUGAAAAUCAUAUGACCUUACUAUUGACAGAAUGCAACCCAAUAUUAAUAUUUGAUUGUACUCGAGUAAAAUCGACCGUUCAAAAAUUAAAAUCGGGACAAUUAGCUUAUGAUUUCAGUAGCAUAAGUGUUGGAAUUCCUUCGGAUAUAUAUCCAGAAGUAGCCAGACUGAUUUAUCAACGAACAGAAAUGAGUGAAGUCUUACAAAACAGCAAAUUAUAUGAGGAUAAAAAAUUUCAGGAUGAAUGGAAUAAGACUGAACAAUACUUUACAAAUGAAAUACAUGUAGAAAUUAAGACAGUUAACUGACCAGUUUUAGUAUGAUUAUACGAGAAUCGUAGAAUAUUUGUGAAUACGAAUUAAAAUUCAGGGACUACCUAAAAAGUAAAGUUGUACAACAUUCUCGUGUACAUGUAAAUGAUAGGAAUUAUCAGAUACUCAAUGACGCCUACUGACUUCGCAAUGUGCUUGCCUUGUUAACAUUGUUUA